Messenger RNA from Ambispora gerdemannii, 1452 nucleotides. The record is from the annotation of a GenBank genome assembly. Lineage: Eukaryota; Fungi; Glomeromycota; Glomeromycetes; Archaeosporales; Ambisporaceae.
AUGGAAAAUGUACGAAAAUCUUCAUCGUUUAGUAGCCCACAACGAAAGAGCUUUUUUGAAGAUACAGAUAAUGACUCUGAAAGCGAUCCGCCUAUUCAAUUUGUUCAAUCACCAAAAUUAUUAGCAACAACUAAUUAUCAGAACGAUCAAAUUAACGCUAUUCCAAGAAAUCCACGAGAAAAAAAACGAGCACGAAUAGCGAGCAAAAAAUCAAAACAACAAGAGACCGAAAUAUUUAAUGAUGUCGAUGUCAUUGAUGAAGCAUUAUACGCGGAAGCUAUUAAUGAACCAGUUGAUUCGUAUGAUGGUGAAUUACGAUCACCGAUAUUUCAUACUUCAUAUUCUGGUUACAUGACAUCGAAUAGUGGCGCUUCAUUAUUUUAUAAUAAUAGUCGACAAGAAGGAAAUCUAUCUUCGCCUUCAAGUGACCAUUUCGAUACUGAUUUGACUGAUUAUUCGUCUGAUGAGAAUGGCGAUUAUGAUGAUCCAAAUAACGAUCAACAAUCGGUUGUGGUGGUUGAUGAAAAAGAAGAAUCUACAAGAAUUGAAUAUUAUAAAAACAAAUUAUAUAAUAUGUUGGAAGAAUUUGAUCCGGAGAAUUUAUAUUCGAUGAAACUAGUGAAUAAUGGUGGAUCUGGUAAAGUGUAUAAAGCAACUCCUAAAAAUACCAUCAACAGCACCACACCUUCCUUUUCAACCUUUACAAUCGCCAACAACAUAAAAAACAUAAUCAACAAAUCGAUAGCCAUAAAAACAGUCUCACUUCCCGAAUCAAGACUGCUAAACAUAACAUACGCUGAAGUGACAGCAUCGCGAGUACUACGUCACCAAAACAUCGUGCAAAAUAUAUCACAAUAUCGAACUCCUGAUGAUACAUUAUGUCUACUAAUGGAGUACUGUUCGCACGGAAGUCUAUGGGACCUGCGCAACAAAAAAUUCAAUAAUACUAAACGAAAAAUGACCGAAUCGGAGAUCGCAUUCAUUCUACGCGAAAUUCUGCUGGGAGUGAAGUAUCUACAUGAAUUGGGAUUUAUACAUCGUGAUGUUAAAGCGCAGAAUGUGUUAGUGACCGAAGAGGGUCGGAUAAAGAUUGCUGAUUUUGGAUCAAUAUCUCUGCAAUCGCGUGCUGCUCUUAAAGUUGGCACGUUAUAUUGGAUGGCACCAGAAGUACUAUUCGAUGAGAUAUACGACAAUAAAGUCGACAUCUGGUCAUUGGGUAUCACCGCAAUAGAAUUAGUUGAAGGUAGACCACCGUGGUAUUCGUUAGGUCAACUAAGGGUUCUACAGUUAAUCAAAGCUGUAGGAACUCCACCACUCCCGGCAAACAUUUCCUCCGAAUUCGAAUCUUUUCUCCGCGAUUGUCUGACUGUUCAACCUAGUGAACGGCCUAGUGCUUCAGAAUUACUGAUGCAUCCUUUUUUGAAUUCGGCUAGUCCGUUAGUAAUAGAUUAG